GUGGCGCCGCCCGCGCUCGCGCCCCACUCUCUUGCGCGCCCCUCUCCGCGCACUUCUCCUCUCCGAGCCCCGCGCCGAGAUGCUGCGCUGCGGCCUGGCCUGCGAGCGCUGCAGGUGGAUCCUGCCCCUGCUCCUGCUCAGCGCCAUCGCCUUCGACAUCAUCGCGCUGGCCGGCCGCGGCUGGCUGCAGUCGAGCAACCACCAGGAGACGUCCUCGCUGUGGUGGCGAUGCUUCCAGGAGGGCGGCGGCAGCGGGUCCGCCGAGGAGGGCUGCUUUAGCCUCAUGGAAUACGCGUGGGGCAGGGCAGCCGCCGCCAUGCUCUUCUGUGGCUUCAUCAUCUUGGUGAUCUGCUUCAUCCUCUCCUUCUUUGCCCUCUGCGGACCGCAGAUGCUGGUCUUCCUGAGAGUCAUUGGAGGCCUCCUGGCCCUGGCAGCGGUGUUCCAGAUCAUCUCCCUGGUCAUUUACCCCGUGAAGUACACCCAGACCUUCGACCUUCAUGCCAAAGCCAGUGUCACCUACGUCUACAACUGGGCCUAUGGCUUUGGGUGGGCGGCCACCAUCAUCAUGAUCGGCUGUGCCUUCUUCUUCUGCUGCCUCCCCAACUACGAGGACGACCUCCUGGGCAACGCCAAGCCUCGGUACUUCUACACGUCCGCCUAAGGAGGGGAAGGAGGAGGGAGUCGCUGCUGCUCGGGGGACCUGGGGGAAGAAACAGUUUCCCCCAGAAUACCUGCAACCUAUUAAACUAGUCAAAAUGCUAACAUAAUUUGGGAGAAAAUAUUUCUUAAAUGGUGUUAUAGUUUCAUAGUCAUCUUUUAUAUGUUUGUAGAGUUAAACAAGACUUACUUCUUUGAACUAAUUACUAUAAUAUGCCAAUAUUUCCUUAUGUCUAUCCAUGCCAUUUAUACCACAUUUGUAAAAGAAUGUGAAUGUGAAACUUACCACUUUAUAAGGUAAAAAUGAGAAGGCUUCAAAGAUUUAAGUAAUCUGAUCAAGUUUCUGUUUUUCCCAGAUAGAAUGGACUGGGUUUGUUAAGGGCUAAGGAGAAGAGGCAGAUAUUGGUAAAACUGUCAAUGACCAAAUAUUCUAAGAGAAAUGCAAAAAAUAAAUAUUUUUUUAAGCGUUCAGCUAUUUAAAGAAGCAAAAUAGUUUCCUAAAUGCAUAUCGUUUGUGAGAAUUUCUAAUUAAUAUCCUAAAUAAUGGAUUUUUUGCCAAGCUUCACGUUAACCUGA
This is a messenger RNA of Ceratotherium simum simum (southern white rhinoceros), 1233 nucleotides long. Lineage: Eukaryota; Metazoa; Chordata; Mammalia; Perissodactyla; Rhinocerotidae. The record is from RefSeq and is a predicted model, not a curated record.